This is a messenger RNA of Penicillium cinerascens, 4413 nucleotides long. It is a transcript of the gene smc4, whose product is annotated as condensin subunit SMC4. Gene Ontology annotation, molecular function: ATP binding; protein binding. NCBI's taxonomy places the organism in Eukaryota, Fungi, Ascomycota, Eurotiomycetes, Eurotiales, Aspergillaceae. Bases 1 to 4413 code for a protein of 1470 amino acids. The transcript is spliced from 4 exons. Gene Ontology annotation, cellular component: chromosome. Gene Ontology annotation, biological process: mitotic chromosome condensation. The record is from RefSeq and is a predicted model, not a curated record.
AUGGCUUCACUCACACAGGGUCGGCGAUCGCGCCGUGCUGCUCCCCGCAGGAGCUACGUUGUCGAAGAUACUUCGGAGUCGGAGGACCCCGGCAAUGUGACGCCAACGGCCGAUACUCAUGAUGACGACGAUGACGAGUCAGGCGAGGAGGAAGACUAUACCCCCGUCCCGAAGAAAACAAAGCGCGCUUCCCAAUCAAAGCGGAUGACACUAGAACCCACGACCCCGUCCACAGUAAAACCCGCCCGCAGGUCCCGACCGUCGACCGUCGCGACAGAUGAAUCGGACACAUCACAGGUUGAGGCGGACGAGGAGGAACAGACCGACGAGAACGAUGAAAACGAAGAGAACGACGAAAGCAUGGUGUCCGUGGUCGCUGACCCCGACUCUCCCUCGAACCAUGCGGCGUUGAAGAGAAAGAGUCUGGAGCCUGCGGAGGCUGAUCCUGAUUCUCCUUCUAAUAAGGCGGCGAUGAAAAGACAUAGUAUGGCUUCCCGCAAGAGUCGUGGCUCAAUCACGCCCAAAACGGGAAAGGGCUCACUCCCUACUCCAGAGCCAUCCGCAUCGCCAGAGUCCACACCGCGCGCCAACCGGGAAAGCGUGCCUCCCCUCGCCGACAUUACCGACUCAGCCGUCAACCAGUCGCCCUCGAAACUGUCGGAAACCCCGAAGCCCCAAAUCUCGAUCAUCAAUCCGAACUCGACGGUGUUGGAAAAGCCUAUGGAUAUUGUGAUGAAGUCCAGGAACAUGGCAGGACCGGCUAUCCCCGAGGAGCCCGCGGAAGCGAAGCCUCGCAUGAUCAUUCAAAACCUGAUUCUGACGAACUUCAAGAGCUACGCAGGCAAGCAGGUCGUUGGCCCAUUUCACGCUUCUUUCUCGUCUGUGGUUGGGCCUAAUGGAUCGGGCAAGUCCAAUGUCAUUGAUUCAUUGCUCUUCGUGUUUGGCUUCCGUGCUAGCAAGAUGCGACAGGGCAAGAUUUCGGCACUUAUCCAUAACUCUGCCCAAUAUCCCGACCUUUCCUUCUGUGAAGUAGAGGUGCAUUUCGAACAAGUUCUCGAUCUUCCCGAAGGUGGUCACGAAGUCGUCCCAGAUUCCCAACUGAUCGUUUCUCGACGUGCGUUUAAGAACAACAGCAGCAAAUACUACAUGAACAAGAAGGAGUCCAACUUCACUGCUGUGGGGCAAUUCCUUCGCGACCGCGGCAUCGAUCUUGACCACAAGCGAUUCCUGAUCUUGCAGGGCGAGGUCGAAUCGAUCGCCCAGAUGAAGGCGAAAGCUACCAGUGAACACGACGAAGGCCUUCUCGAGUACCUGGAGGAUAUCAUCGGUACCUCUAAAUACAAAACUCCUAUCGACGAUGCAGCGACUGAGUUGGAAACCUUAAACGAUGUGUGUGUCGAGAAGAAUAACCGUGUCUCGCACGUUGAGAAAGAGAAGGCCGCAUUGGAGGACAAGAAGAACAAAGCCCUCGCAUAUAUUCGCGACGAAAACGAACUAUCCCAGAAGCAAUCAGCUCUUUACCAGAUCUACAUCGACGAGUGCGCUAACAAUGUUCGUGUCACUGAAGAGGCCAUCCUCCAGAUGCAAGAGCUUUUGAACAUGGAGCUCGAGAAGCACGAAGGCAAUGAGUCUGGUAUCAAAGAACUCGAGAAGCUCUACAAGCGCGGUGUUCGUGAAUACGAGACCAUGGAGAAAGAAGUGCAAGGCUUGAUGAAGGAAAUGGCCAAGUACGACAAGGAGGGUGUCAAGUUUGAAGAAAAGAAGAAGUUCUUGCUUGGCAAGCAAAAGAAGCUCGAGAAGACCAUGCACACAAGCCGCCUUGCCGCGUCCGAGUGCCAAAGCUUGGUCGAGAAAUAUACCGACGAUAUCGAGAGGAAGACGAAAGAGACGACCCAAUUCGAGCAAGAGAUGCAGGUGGAGGAGAAGGAGUUGAACUCAAUCCGUGAAAGUCUCAAGGGCAAGACCCAGGGCCUCUCCGACCAGAUCGCAGCCAAGCAGAAAUCCCUGGAGCCUUGGAAUGAAAAGAUCAACAAGAAACAGUCUGCUGUUGCCGUUGCGCAAAGUGAGCUCGAUAUUUUGCGAGAGCGGAGUAACGCCGGCGCUGUUUUGCUCGAGGAGGCCCAGGGCAAGAUUGGCACUAUCGAGGAAACCCUGCAUGCCAAGCAGAAUGACCUCGAAGAGCGUCAGGCCCAGAAGCAGACAUUGGAGGCUGAGGUGGAGAAGCUCAAGAGCGACCUGAAGAAGUACGUUGCCCGCGAGCCCGAAGUUCGUCAACACGUGUCCAGCGCUCGCCAAAAGGCCGAUGAGGCGCGAGUCAGCCUAGCAAGCACUCAGAAUCGCGGCAGCGUCUUGACGGGAUUGAUGCGUCUGAAGGAGUCUGGUCGUAUCGACGGCUUCCAUGGCCGUCUCGGCAACCUGGGAACUAUCGAUGAAAAGUACGACGUUGCGAUUUCCACUGCCUGUCCAGCUCUUGACAACAUGGUUGUGGAGACGGUAGAGGUUGGUCAACAGUGCAUUGACUACUUGCGCAAGAACAACCUCGGUCGAGCCAACUUCAUUCUUCUGGAUCGCCUGCCACGCCGCGAUAUGUCAACAAUCUACACUCCCGAAAGUGUUCCUCGUCUCUUUGAUCUGGUCAAGCCCAAGGACGACAAGUUCGCACCGGCCUUUUACAGUGUGCUGCAAAACACUUUGGUUGCCAAGGAUCUCGAGCAAGCAAAUCGUAUCGCAUACGGUGCUCGGCGGUGGCGUGUGGUGACUCUGGAUGGGCAGUUGAUAGAUGUCUCUGGAACCAUGAGUGGCGGUGGUACUCGUGUUGCACGGGGUGGUAUGUCCUCCAAGCAAGUGGCCGACACUACCAAGGAGCAAGUUACUCGUCUGGAAGCCGACCUUGAGGACCUGGAACGCAAGUUCCAGCACUUCCAGGAGAAGCAGCGACAUGUCGAGUCCCAGAUGCGAGACAAGACCGAGGAGAUCCCGCGCGUUGAGACCAAGAUCCAGAAGAUCAUGAUUGAAAUUGAAAGCGCUAAGCGCAGUCUCGCGGAUGCCCAACGACGAGUCAAGGAGCUCAGUGCGGCACACAAGCCUUCCAAGGCCGAUGAAUCUCAGGCAACUGCCCUCGAGGAGCAGAUUGAGGCCAUGAACGAGGAAAUCGAGGAUCUCAACAACCAAAAGAGUGGAAUUGAGGAAGAGAUUUCCGAACUUCAAAGCAAGAUUAUGGAAGUCGGCGGUGUUCGCCUCCGCGGGCAAAAGGCCAAGGUUGACGGUCUGAAGGAGCAGAUCAGCCUGUUGGCGGAUGAGAUCUCCAAUGCCGAGGUGCAAAAGUCCAAAAACGAGAAACUCAUCAACAAACACACCAAGGCUCGUGACGGGUCCGAAAAUGAACUCGCUCAGAUCGCCGCGGACUUGGAGAAGAUUGAAGCGGACGUGGAGAGCCAGACUAAUGACGCCUCUGGCUGGCGACAGAAGGCCGACGAGGCCCAAGAGGCUCUGGAGACAAAGAAGGGUGAGCUGAAGGCUCUCAAGCAGGAGCUUGAUGAUAAGGUGGCCGAACUCAAUGAGACCCGCGCUACCGAGAUUGAGAUGCGAAACAAGUUGGAAGAGAACCAGAAGGCGCUUGGUGAGAAUCAGAAGCGCAGCCGCUACUGGGAGGAGAAGCAUUCGAAGCUGGCCGUGCAAAACGUCAACGACCUGGGAGAAGAGCAAGACCCGACCGAGCUGCAGACAUUCACCAAGGACGAGCUGGAGGCGAUGAACAAGGAAUCGCUGAAGGCUGUCAUUGCCGCUUUGGAGGAGAAGGUCCAGAACGCUUCUGUUGACUUGUCGGUCCUCGAGGAGUAUCGCCGCCGAACUGCAGAGCACGAAGCACGGUCUGCAGACUUGGCCACUGCCCUGACGUCCCGAGACAGUGCGAAGGCCCGCCUGGAUGGUCUUCGGUCUUCCCGAUUGAACGGAUUCAUGGAAGGCUUCGGUAUUAUCUCUCUCCGCCUGAAGGAGAUGUACCAGAUGAUCACCAUGGGUGGAAACGCGGAGCUGGAACUGGUCGACUCCUUGGACCCCUUUUCUGAGGGUAUUCUCUUCUCGGUCAUGCCCCCGAAGAAGAGCUGGAAGAACAUUGGCAACCUGUCCGGUGGUGAGAAGACACUAUCCAGUUUGGCGCUGGUGUUCGCCCUCCACCACUACAAGCCGACACCACUCUACGUCAUGGACGAGAUUGAUGCUGCCUUGGAUUUCCGUAACGUCUCUAUUGUAGCCUCCUACAUCAAGGAACGGACGAAGAACGCCCAAUUCAUUGUCAUUUCCUUGCGGAACAACAUGUUCGAACUCGCUUCUCGCCUUGUCGGCGUCUACAAAGUCAACCACAUGACCAAGAGUGUCACGAUCGAGAACAGGGACUAUAUCGAGGGUCGGUAA